AUGAGGUUGUCCUGGGGGCUCCUCCUGCUCGCUGUGGCUCUGGUCCUGUGGGGGAAAGCUGCAGCCCCCUGCCCCGCACCUUGCGUCUGCGACAACCUCCAUGCCCACGUCCUCUGCCUCAAUGGGAACCUUACGGCCGUCCCUGGGGCUGUCCCACAGCUCACAAAAAAACUGGACCUUCGGGGCAACAGUUUCACGGUCAUUCCGGUGGGAGCCUUCCUCGCCACCCCGUACCUCACACACUUGGACCUGCAGCACUGCAAGGUGGAGAGGCUGGAGGAGGGAGCUUUCCGGGGGCUGGGGAGGCUGCUCUAUCUCAGUCUGGCCUCCAAUGGCAUAGCCCUCCUCUACCAGGAGUCCCUGGAUGGGCUCUCCUCCCUCCAGCAGCUCAGCCUGGAGGGGAACCGCAUUGAGGAGAUCCAGCCAGGUGCUUUUGGCCAUCUGGGGUCCCUCACAGUCCUUGAUCUGAGAGCAAACGCUUUGGUCUACCUCCCAGACAUGGUCUUCCAGGGUCUGCAGGCCCUCCGGUGGCUCCGGCUGUCCCACAAUGCCCUCCACGUUCUGGGCAGCGAGGCCUUUGCUGCCCUUCCCGCCCUGCGCAGGCUGAGUCUGGACCACAACGAGCUUCAGGCACUGCCUGGUGAGGCCCUGGCCAGGCUGGACGGUGCCACCCGGCUGGACCUGGGGCACAACCCCAUCACCUACGUGGCUGAGGAAGCCUUGGCAAUGGCCUCCCUGAAGCAUCUCUUCCUCGAUCACGCUGCUCUUCAGGACGUGGCACCUGAUGCCUUCACCCACAGCCCUCAGCUGCGCACACUGGACCUCCGCAAGAACCAUCUGCGGGGGAUGCUGCCCCUGGCAGGGGCUGGAGGGCUGGCGAAGGUCAGCCUGGCGGGGAACCCCCUGCUCUGCUCCUGCCUUCUGAGACCCUUCCAUGUCUGGCUGGCGAGGGCACGGGUGCAAGCAGAGGGGUCCUGUGCCGCACCCCCUGCCCUCCGCGGCCGGCCCCUCGACUCCCUGAGGCCCCUUGAGAUGAGGUGCAGCCGCCCCCGGCUGCCCCCCAGACCAUCAGAGCAGCCAAGGGUGCCCAGCAGCAGCAGGCAGUGCCCACAGGGGUGCACCUGCUCCACAGAUUUCCGUCACGGGUCCUGUGAGAACAGGAACCUGCAGGAGAUCCCCGAGGGCUUCCCCAGAGACACCCGACUCCUUGACCUGCGCCGGAACACCUUUAGGACGGUCCCACCCGGUGCCUUCCUUGGCUUGAAGGAGCUGGUGUCCCUCCACCUGCAGAGCUGCAGCAUCAGGGUGCUGCGCCCCGGGGCGCUGCGAGGGCUGGAGAGCCUGAUCUACCUCUACCUCAGUGACAACCACCUCUCCGCCUUGGCGGGCACCGCCUUUGAGGGGGCCCCACGACUGGCAUACCUUGACCUGGACCACAAUUCCUUCACCCACCUGCCUGCUGUUGCCUUCCAGCUUCUUCCCAACCUCAUCUCCCUCCACCUGCAGCACAAUGCCAUUGGGGAGAUGAUGGAAGGUGACUUAGCCGGGGCUCAGGGGCUGCGCUGGCUCUACCUUGCUGGGAAUGCCAUCGGGCGCAUUGCCCCCGCUGCCCUGGCUCCUGCCAAGAUGCUGGAGAAGUUGCACUUGGAGGGAAACCACCUGACCGAGGUGCCCACGGCUGCCCUGCGGGGUCUGCUGUCCCUGAGCGAGCUGAAGCUGUCCCGAAACCCCAUCAAGCACCUGCAAGAUGGCGCCUUCCUGCCGCUGGCCUCCAGCCUGCAGCACCUCUACCUGGACAACAUAGGCCUGGAGUGGAUUUCCCCCAGUGCCUUUGCUGGUCUUGGUCCCAAGAUUAGAAGCCUCUACCUGGAGAGCAACAAAAUGAGCAACAUCCCUGACAUGAGCAUCUUCACAGGGCUGGAGAUCCUCAACCUGAGGGAUGUGCCUUUCCACUGUGACUGCCAGCUCCUUCCCCUGCACAGGUGGAUCGACAAACUCAACCUCCACACAGGGGCCACCUGUGGGUCCCCUCAAGAAGCUCAGGGGCUGAAGGUGAAGCUUUCCACUACUUUCCAAACCUGCCCUGGCUGGGGACAAGUCAAGGCUAGUGGAGCCAGUCCUGACAAGGCCAAGGCUGCAAGCAAGAAAAAGAGGUCACGAAAAUCACCAUCCAGAGGCUUCAAGAAGAGCAGAGCUUAG
Molecule: messenger RNA, 2199 nt
Organism: Calypte anna (Anna's hummingbird)
Lineage: Eukaryota; Metazoa; Chordata; Aves; Apodiformes; Trochilidae
Gene: CHADL
Product: chondroadherin like
Exons: 4
Coding region: 1-2199 (732 amino acids)
Cellular component (GO): extracellular matrix
Molecular function (GO): protein binding
Source: RefSeq, a predicted model, not a curated record